Messenger RNA from Blepharisma stoltei, 2321 nucleotides. The record is from the annotation of a GenBank genome assembly. NCBI's taxonomy places the organism in Eukaryota, Ciliophora, Heterotrichea, Heterotrichida, Blepharismidae.
AUGUUCAUUACCCAGCUUUUAGUUAUAGUAUUUUUCCUUGUUAUUUUAACUGUUUUCGCAUCAUUCCUCAUCCUCCUUUUCCUCUUGUGAGCGGACAAAAAUUGGAAAGCAAAAUAAAUGAAUUUAUAAAAAUUUAUUUUUUUUAAAAAAGUUAGCUGUUUAAAAAUCAACAGAAGUAGAGAUUUCAAUAUACUUAUCACUCAUAUAUUGGUUUUUUAACUAUAAAAAUAGUAAUUUUCAAUUGAUUUUGUUCGAUCAUGUAGUCAGGGAGGAGUUAGUAAAUGUAUUAAAAUCUAUGAUUAUGGGAUUAAUGAAGCAUUUAUAAUCAAAUGGAAUUAUUCCCUUAGACUAAUAUAGUGCAUUGCAGUAAUAUUUGAUCGGAUUCCACAAGUCGAGAAUUUCUCCACAUGUGAAGCGCAAAUUCCAAAGUGGAGUGUGAAAUUUAGGUUUUACAUGUGGAAAAAUUCUCCACUUAUGGAGCUAGAUCAGACAUUUUUGCAAUCACUAUAGAUAAAAUGAACAAAAAUCGUAAUAAUUCGAAGGACCAAAAUUUGAUAAACUCUUUAAAAGUUGAAUUAUCGAAAGAAAAAAAGAUUAAUGAAGCAGCACAACAGCAAAUUUCAUGCUAUCAAAAUGAAGUUUUCUAUUUGACUGAGAAAUGCAAAACUUUGGAAAUGAGGAUGAGCAUCAAAGAAAAAUCAAUUCAAAAACUUGAAGAAAGAAAUGCAUUACUUUGCAAGGAUUUAGCAUUAAAAAAAAAUAAAAGCGAAAUUUUAGAGUUAAGCACGUUUUAUACUAUAGAAGGAGAAAGGCCAGCGACAGAACGACCUUCAUCAAGUUUUGAGGUAAAAGUUAGAAAUCUGUCUCAAGAAUUAAAAGGAAUUAGCUCAACUUUUGACUCGAGAAAUACUCAGAAUUAUGAAAAAAAUUAUAAAGAAGACUAUGAAAAAGAAAUACAAAAAAACAAAAAGUGCAGAGCUAAAAUAAGAAAUUUAAAAAAACAACUCAAAGACUCAGCUGAAGAAAUAUCAAAAAUCAGGCAAUUACAGCUUGAGCUUCAAGAGUGUAGGGACCUUAUAGAAAUUAAAGUAAAAAAUAAUUCCGUAAAAGAACAAAAAAUUUCUGACUCCCCCCCUUUUAAAUUGGAACAAAAUAUAGGUAAAAUUUCCACUUUUUUGGUAAAUUAACCCCCUUAAAUUUGAACAAAAUUUAAUUUUAUAAUAAAAAAUUAUAUAUAAUUUUUAUAUAAAAAGUUUUGAUAUAAGUUAAAUGUAUCUUCUUAACUAAAAUUCAAAAUUUAGUUAUAGCUUGCUCUUGUUUAAAGAAGAGAGUAUAAAGAGCAUCUUAUUUAAAUAAAUUUAUUAUCCUUAAUUGCUAAAUUUUAAAAACAAUUUUUUUUUUUAAAAACUUUUAUUUUUUUAAUAAAAAUGAUAUUUUUUAUUUAAAUAGUUUUGAUAUAAAUUCAAUGCGAAUUCUUUAUAAAAUUUUAAAACUUGCUUAUUUCUUGCUUUAUUGUAAAGAAUAGAGUAUAAAUAACAUCUCAUUUAAAAAAAAUUAGCACUUUGAUUGAUAAAUUUUCUAAAAUUUUUUUUUCUAAUUUUUUUGUAUCAAUAAAAAUAAUAAUUUUUGUGUAAAUAAUUUUGAUACCGAUUAAUAGUGGCGUAUUAACUAAUAAUGAAACUUUAGCUAUAUCUUGCUUUUUUUUUUAAAAGGAUAAAGAGUAAAUAGCAUUUUAUUAAAUAAAUUUAUUAAUCUAAUUCGAUAAAUUUUUGAAAUUUUGUUUUUUAUAUAAAAAAUUUUAUAUUGAUUUUUUUUUAAAAAAAAAAAAUUAACCUCCCUUUAAAUUGGAACAAAAUUUUUUGUUCCAAUUUAAAGUGGGGGAGAGUGAGCUAAACUCAGAAAUCGAGAAUUUAAAGUCCAAAACCCAAAUCCAUACAUCCCACACCUUCGAAAAUACAAAAGAAAUUGAGAAUAAUAAGCAAAGAAUAAAAGAUUUGGAAAAUGAAAAUUUUUGUUUGUCUUCUGAACUAGCUGAGCUUAGAUUUAAAGUGGGUUUAAGUGAAAAAGUGACUCAAACACAAAGAUCAAUAUGCAGCAGAACUUCUAUAAGUCCAAAAUUUGAUUGCAGAAGUGAAGAAGCAAGAUCAAUGGUAGGUUCAAAAUUAAUGGAGAGUUUUCACGAUGAAGCAUUCACUCAUAUUUCUGCCUUAAGCAAACUAAUGCAUAAGCUCAUGCAAAAGGCGAAAAUUUCAGAAGAAGAAAUAAGAGGUUAUAUGAAAGCAUUGGAAGGUAUUGAAGAAUAUUUAGAAAGGAUAAUUUAG